Messenger RNA from Aaosphaeria arxii CBS 175.79, 1260 nucleotides. RefSeq lists its product as uncharacterized. The coding region runs from base 1 to 1260 and encodes 419 amino acids. The transcript has a single exon. The record is from RefSeq and is a predicted model, not a curated record. NCBI's taxonomy places the organism in Eukaryota, Fungi, Ascomycota, Dothideomycetes, Pleosporales.
AUGGGCGAUUUCGAAAUGUCACACAACGACUUGCUUGGCUUUCUAGCUCAAAGUUCCGCCAAUUCGACCAUCACUUAUGAUCCCGAAUUCUUCAACAAUGACCCGGCGGUGCCAGGGAAUAUCAUGUCCGCACCUGCGGAAUCAACUUCAAUGAAACUCCCAGAUAAUUUGCAGAGCAAAUCGCUGGGCCUUCAGCCCUCUGCAACCGAUCCUAUAGGAUACACCCAAUUCCCUGAAUUUUACGAUGCUUUUGGAAUCGCAGUGCCAGAGAAUACCAUGAUGACACCUCCAGAUUCAACUUCAUCCACAAUUAUGGAUAACUCACAAAGCAACUCACUUGAUUCAAUGCAUUAUGGGCCCUCUACAUACGAUCCCCGUGGAAGCACUUAUAACCCGGCGACUUUCGAUUUCUUCGACAUGGCCCUGCCAGAGCAUGCCAUGAUGACGCCCCCAGAAUCAACCCCAACAACCUUUCUAAAUGAUCCGCAGAGUGAGCUAACCAGCAUAAAGCAUCCCAACCCCUCUACAUUCGAUUCCGCGGGGCUCAACUUUUGCGAACCCAUCAGUCCCGAUGACUUCUUAUUCAAUCCUCCAUCGUCCCUCGCACUAGAUACAUUCAUCGAGUCCCAACCUGCUUGCCCGCAGUACUACAACAUCGAGGUCCCCGAAGUGGGAGAAAUCCGCCUACCUCCCUUCGUCGGCAUCAAUGACCCACUCGACACUCACGAUACUAAAGCCAUCAUUAGCAAUACCACAUGGACACUCAUUAGCGUCGCCGCAAUCAUAAACCUGUGCGUAUACCUCAACGAGAUCGACGACAGCUACGACGCGGUCACCUCUGUCGAAUUCGUCGGUCUCGAGAUGCUAGAAAUUGACGUAUUCCGCUCCAACGCCACCGAGCUCUUGCAGCGUUGCCAGAACGUUCAGAACGUUAAUCUCACCAUCGAUCUAAAUGACCUUAUCUUCAGCUAUGAAGGCGGUGUGAGGGCGAUUGACAUGCACGCUAUGGGACUCAAGUACGACUUUGCCGCCAUCACUGCGCUGCCGGAACUCAAGAGCGUGACGUUGGCGUUGAAGCCGUUCAUGGCGCUUGAGAAGAGGCUUCUGGCGAUAGAGGAAGAGAAGAAUGCGGCGUUGAGUAAUGGAUUGUGGGCUCUGGGUGUCGAACAAUUCUGGGGUAUGAAAGACUGGUUCGAGUUCCCAGCAGGUGAACCGGGAAGAUUCAUUAUUGUGACAUGCCCCAGCCUUCCAAACCUUUGA